CGUGCGUAAGUGCGUGCCUUUUGUAGAACCGCUGCGCGCGACUCUUCGCCGUCGUCUUUCCGUGUUCUUCCUAUGAUUCGACAGUAAAAGCCGCUAUUCGUUAAUGAGACAAAAUCGACAUAUGACACAUUAAUUCCUGGUGACUGGCAGUUAAGUGGCAGAAAAGCGAGACUCGAGAUCGUCUGUUGUGUACGCGUGCGAGCCAACUUCCUUGCGAGUGCGUGCGUGCGUUCUUGGCGUGCGUCGUACGUGUGUGUUUCAUAUUUCUGCGUCCUGCUAGGUCCAAAAAAGCGGCGAGCUAACGCCAGGAUGACCAGCGGCGAGGAGACUGACAGGAAUGUGAUGAAUGUCGAAACCGUGUACCAUGAGGUCAACUCCAGGAACGGUUGGGCGUCUUUCUAUCAGAGCAUACGUAGCGAAUGUGAAACUUUUGAAUAUACAUGCAAUGAAUCAAAAAAACCACAGAACAAAACUCUGAAUCGCUACAGGGAUGUGGCACCAUAUGAUCACACUAGGAUUAUACUCAAAAGAGGUGUAUGUGAUUACAUUCAUGCCAAUCUUAUACGGGUGGAUCAUGCUGAAAGGCAAUAUAUCCUAACGCAAGGACCUUUGCCAAAUACUAUCAGUCAUUUUUGGUUAAUGGUAUGGGAGCAAAAUAGUAGAGCUGUAUUGAUGUUAAACAAGAUAAUCGAGAAGAACCAAAUCAAAUGUCAUCAAUAUUUUCCAUUGGACGAUGUAAAAUCUACUUUAACGUUCGAAGAUGUCAGUAUAAAAGUGGAUUAUAUCAGCAAGAAAGAAUCGUCAGAUUAUACUACAAGAACGUUACGUAUAACGGAUUUGGAAAGUAACGAUAGUAGAGAAGUCUUACAUUUUCAUUAUACCACUUGGCCAGACUUUGGAGUACCACAACGUCCAACGGCCUUCUUACGUUUCUUGGCAGACGUGAGGAAAUCAGGAGCGUUAGAUCAAAAUGUUGGCCCACCCGUUGUUCAUUGUUCUGCAGGAAUAGGAAGAUCAGGAACAUUUUGUUUGGUUGAUGCAUGUCUAGUACUGAUUGAAAAAUACGGUUUAAAUGCUCUAAAUGUACGACAUGAAUUGCUGGAAAUGAGACGGUCUCGUAUGGGUCUCAUACAAACACCCGAACAACUUUGUUUUUCAUAUGCUGCCAUCAUUCAAGGAGCAAAACAAUUGCCACUCGAAAACAUGGAUAUGAACAACGAAACAACUCAUGAUGAAACAAUAACGACUUAUGACGAAAUGAAUAAUAAGAGUAACCAUCCAUUAGAAAGAGACGACGGACCUCCUCCUCUACCACCUCCUAGAGGAGAGUCUUUAACUCGUAGUAUGAUGGCAGAUCUAAGUCCGGAUAGUUCGACUGAUAAUGAUGAAGUAAGUGGACCACCUGAUAAACCUUUGCCAAGUGAACCACCGAAUCAUGUAGAAUUGUCAGAUACAAACCUAUCUACAUCUAUUUCAAAUUAUGUAUGCGAACAAAAUGCGGACGAUGGCGAAGAUCUUUCCAAUGACGCUAAGAACUCUAUUCUAACAAACAAUUCUCCGUCCAAUUCAGAGAAAGGGGAACUACGUCGGCGCAAAACGGAAAAAAAUGAACGACUAGCUACGCAAAUACGCGAGAUGAAACGUCGACGGAAGGAGAUGGAAGAAUGGCAGAAAUUCAAGAGAUCAAAAAGCGAAACUACCGAAAGCGGCGAAUCUGUGCACGAGGAAGCUGAGUCCACCAUCUAAAUUGAAAGAAAAAAAAA
Messenger RNA from Acromyrmex echinatior (Panamanian leafcutter ant), 1763 nucleotides. RefSeq names its product Protein tyrosine phosphatase 61F. Gene Ontology annotation, biological process: peptidyl-tyrosine dephosphorylation; negative regulation of receptor signaling pathway via JAK-STAT; negative regulation of ERK1 and ERK2 cascade. The record is from RefSeq and is a predicted model, not a curated record. Gene Ontology annotation, molecular function: non-membrane spanning protein tyrosine phosphatase activity; protein kinase binding. NCBI's taxonomy places the organism in Eukaryota, Metazoa, Arthropoda, Insecta, Hymenoptera, Formicidae. Gene Ontology annotation, cellular component: nucleus; cytoplasm.